AGUGUUUUGCGCAGAGAUCUUAGUUGGAGUAUUUGCGGUCCAUCUGUCUGCUUCGCCGGCUCUUCAACAUGGCCAAGACCGCCGAUCCGCUUGAUGAUCUUCCUACUGGAUUAAAACUUUUUAUCAAGAAUCUUCAUUCCUUGACUCCGGAAAAGCUUGAUGAUACGAAUUAUCCGUCAUGGCUCUUUAAAGUUUCUAUAAAUUUAUCGGCUCAUGGACUUAUGGGUCUCGUUGACGGCAGUAUCGUUCCUCCUCCUCCAACUGUUAGCACGGCUAAUAAAGAUGGGAAUGUAAGCAGCGUUCCAAACCCAGAAUACGAGAAGUGGUCCAUCAUCGUUGCCCAGUUAUGUGCCUGUUUACUUGCCAUCAUCACGCCUUCUGUGCAAACUACUCUUAUUGGACAUACUACUGCUCAGGCUAUUUGAAACCAACUGCAAGUGCUAAUACCGAUGUUACUCCGGAUUUGUCUCGUCUCUAUUCAUACUCUCCAUACUCUGGUAUUGAGAACGUCACCAGUGCAGGUGGUCACUCACUUCCUAUUGCUCAUGUUGGCUCAGGUAAAAUUCCUACAUCCUCUGGUAUAUUUCACCUUGGUAACCUUCUCCAUGUCCCAUCCCUGAAAUCUCACCUUCUUUCUGUUUAUCGUUUUACCAAAGACAAUAACUGCACUCUUCUCUUUAAUCCCACUGAAUUUCAGAUUCUAGACAACUCCACUCAUUGGGUGAGGUACAAAGGCCGAUGUGAGCAAGGACUUUAUAUGUUGCCAUCCAAUUAUCAACAGUCACCGUCCUUUGAGUCGUCUCCCUCCAUCCGGUCUGCGGUUGUUACAGCUCAAGACUAGCAUCGCGGUUGGGACAUCCCUCGUUAGUAGUUACAAAUAAUUUACUCUCCUUUUUAGGAAUUUCUCCAUUAUCAAAUUUGCCUUCUUGUGACUCUUGUUCUGUUUCU
Molecule: messenger RNA, 948 nt
Organism: Cuscuta campestris
Lineage: Eukaryota; Viridiplantae; Streptophyta; Magnoliopsida; Solanales; Convolvulaceae
Source: the annotation of a GenBank genome assembly